Messenger RNA from Clarias gariepinus (North African catfish), 3173 nucleotides. RefSeq lists its product as uncharacterized. Bases 20 to 2830 code for a protein of 936 amino acids. The record is from RefSeq and is a predicted model, not a curated record. Lineage: Eukaryota; Metazoa; Chordata; Actinopteri; Siluriformes; Clariidae. The transcript is spliced from 3 exons.
GUAAUUUCAGCGGAGAAAAAUGAUUUGGCGCUGCGUCAUUUGCUACGUAUUUGUGGCUCUUACUCUCAAAUCUUUAUUGAGUCACAUUAAUUUUGCACAUAGUCGUAGUCCAGAUUUCCGCCUGGUUUGUGGAAUAGAUGGAUGCACUAAAGAGUACCGAGUCUACAACUCUUUUUGGUAUCACGUUAGACGAACACACUCACAAUAUCUAGACGGCGUGAGCAGGACCAGAUCACUUCGGAGAGAGAGAUCAGUCCACGAGACAUCCAGCAACAAUGUGUGGGCAGAUAGUGGGCCAACAUUGGUGGCUCAGGAUGCAGGGAACUCAAGUAACAGGUCGGAUAAUGGAACGACAUUGGAAAACACUGUGUAUCUACCACCCUCUCUUCCUGUUCCUGUGGAACAUUUUGGUGAUUUUGACGCUUUCGAUACUGGUGAAACGGUGUUUUCUGGCUUAAGCACUAACUCCGUUUUGCCGACGCCUCAGAACUUGGAAAUACAGGAUGUACUGAAUGAAACUUCAGAUUCGAAUCCCACACAGCUCAUUCCAAACAGGCCUUUAGAUGACUCAUGUUCUUCAUGCCUCCCCAAAGAAACCACGAAUGAUGAAUUAUCAAGUGAUGACGUGCUGUCCAGACAUGCCACCGCUGUUGUGAUAACUGCUAGAGAGAAACAUCAUCUCUCACAGAGCGGUGUGAAUGACGUUGUGGCAGCAGUUCAGGAGUAUCAAGCUCAGUUGUUGAACAGCUUGAGGAGUCAGCUACAAACAGUGUUCCACAGACAUUCAGAAAGUGAGCUUCAACAAGAAGCUUUGGGAAUCUUUGACUGCUUUAAAGAUCCAUUUGCUGCCAUUUCAACUACAUACAGGCAAGACAGUGUCAUAAAAGAAAAAUUCAGUUAUGUGGAAGCAGAAGAAAUUUCAGUUGGAUUAGCAGCAUCCUGUCAAAAAAGGGGAAAAAGGAGAGACCUCUGCAUAAAAAACAAAUCUUUCCAUUAUAUACCACUGAUAAACAGUUUAGAACAAUUACUGUCUCAUCCGAAAAUCUUUGCAAUGAUAAUUGAUGGACCUCAGAAAUGCAGCAGUGGAUAUUUUUAUGACAUAGAUGGUGAACUCAUGCAAACACACCCUUUAUUUUCCUCUAACCCCUCUGCUUUACAGAUUAUCCUUUAUUCAGAUGAAAUCGAAAUUUGCAAUCCACUCGGGUCUCAUGCUUUAAAGAACAAGUUGCUCAUGUUUUACUACACUUUGGGAAAUAUUAAUCCAAAGUACAGGUCCAAAUUAGCUUCAAUCCGCCUUCUUGCCAUUGCAAUGAAAAGGGACCUCUUAGAAUGUGGAGUUGAUGCCAUACUGGCAAGACUGCAUGACGACUUGGUAAAGCUUUAUAAUGGUGUGAAAAUUCAUCUUGCAAGUGGUGAACAUGAAAUAUAUGGAGCAGUGGUUUCCAUAUGUGGAGAUACUUUAGCUCAGCAUGAGCUGUGUGGAUUUAAAGAGGGUGUAGGCUUUGCAUACAGUAAAUGCAGACAUUGUGAAUGUUCUUUUGAAAAAAUGCAGAAUUAUUUUAAUGAAGAAAACUUUGAGCAAAGAACACUGGAAAGACAUAUUCGACAGUGCAGUGACAUUGAGAAAGCCAGCACUGAGUUUCUCAGGAACAGCCUUAAAACUACAUACGGAAUAAACCGAAGGAGCAAAGUAAUGGAUUUCCCUGCCUUCAAUUUGAUCCAACAAACACCUCAAGAUAUAAUGCACGUAAUUCUUGAGGGCAUUGCUCCCUUGGAACUUAAGUGCUUGUUGAAACAAUUGGUUCUUUUGGGACAACUGGACCUAGAUGCUUUCAAUGCUGGUAUCAUUGGCUUCCCAUACUCUCCACAAGAUACUAGAGAUAGGCCUUGUCCUAUUGCAUACAGUACAUUAGCUUCCAAUGACAAUAAACUGAAGCAGUCCUCAGGUCAAAUGCUUGUUCUGCUCAAAAUAUUGCCAUUUCUGUUGGAUGUAAUUAAAGGUAGUGCAUAUUUUUCAUUUAUUCUUGAACUUCUCGAAAUCGUUCAGCUUUUGUUUUCACCUGUUAUAUGUCUUGAGACUAUUGACAAAUUGAAAGUACUUAUCGAACAGCAUCUUCAACAUUUUAAGGACCUUUUCCCAGAUUCCAACAUUACACCUAAACAACAUUACUUGAUUCAUGUUCCAUCCCAGAUUAAACUGUUGGGACCAAUGCUCCGUCACAUGUGCAUGAGAUUCGAAUCCAAACAUUGCUUUUUAAAAAAAUGGGUUUUAAAGGUAAAUUUCAAAAAUGUCUGUAAGUCCUUGAUUAGGCAUAAUCAAAUGUUUGAAUGCUGUCAGAAUGUGAACAGUUCCAACCACCCCAUUUUUACUAGUGAAUGUGUGCUGGGACCAGUAUCAGAAGUAAAAAAUAUGCCAUAUUUAAAAGGAAAAGUAAAGGACUACUUUGGAGUUGAUCAGAUAGACCAUGCAGUAUCUGUUAAGUGGAUUACUUUGAAUGGUAACAAAUACAUUUGUGAAAAAACAUUACUUGCGUGUAUGGCAGAUUCUACAAGCCUAACAGAAUUUGGACUUGUGAAGAACAUUUAUGUCAUAAAUUCAUCUUUGUAUUGUUUUGAGUGUCAGAGGUACAGUACUGUCUGUUUUGACAGAGACUACAUGUCUUAUAAAGUUGAGAUUCCCAACCUGGCAGAGGGAACUGAACUAGUAAACGCAGACAAACUUGUAGACUUCACACCGUAUUACAGUUUCAUUCACAAGGACAUUACUUAUGUCCCUAUAAAAUAUUACCUCAGAGAUGUGAUGGAAUUACAUAAAGCUUCAAAUGCGUGAGAAACUUGUGUGUUCUGUAAAUUUGUGUUUUGUCUUAUUUGAAACAUAAAAAAAAAAAGUUUCUUCCAUUUAUCAUUGUGAUGUUUUAAAGAAUGUUCUGGGUUCAAUACAGGUUAAGCUCAGUCAGCACCAUCAUUUUUUUGAAGGAAAAAGUGAAAGUUAUUUAUUUUUUGUGAUAAUCAGCAUUAUGCAACAAAUGCUGUUGAUUGAGCGUAACCUGUACUGAACCAAGAAUAUUUCUUAGAGGAACUGUUAAUACUCGUGAAGUGCUGUCCGUUUAGACAGGAAGAAAUCUAUUAGAAUUGAUUGUGCUACAUAAGAUUCUGUGAAUACAAAUGUUGAA